AUGAACACUGGCCCUGCAAACUGGUCUGUCAGCCAUCUUGAUGACACAGUUGCGCUCUAUAUUGCCCUUCUUAAGAGCAUAUUGGAUGGAAAGAAUCCCGAUCAUAAUAGGGAGGGCUACUACCUCGCAGCGUCUGGAAAUGUGUCCUGGGAUGACAUGUACGACGCUUUCGCUGGUGCUCUCCUCAACAGUAAUGUCAUUGAUAGCCCGAAUGAUGAGCUAGCAGAUGAAUCGGCAAUCAAGGGCAUCGCAAAAGUACUGGGUUGCCCUGACUACCAUGUACCAAGCGAGUUUGGCGGAAAGUGCACCUUAACAACUAAGCAUGGUGAAAGCCUGGAUUGGAAAUCGCAGCACGAGCCAGCGCACAUCCUUCGUACAGCACAGCAAGAGGUUGAUUUUGUUUUGAAGUUUCUUUGA
Penicillium angulare is the source of this 417-nucleotide messenger RNA. RefSeq lists its product as uncharacterized. The transcript is spliced from 3 exons. Bases 1 to 417 code for a protein of 138 amino acids. The record is from RefSeq and is a predicted model, not a curated record. NCBI's taxonomy places the organism in Eukaryota, Fungi, Ascomycota, Eurotiomycetes, Eurotiales, Aspergillaceae.